Lytechinus pictus (painted urchin) is the source of this 5231-nucleotide messenger RNA. Its product is annotated as extracellular serine/threonine protein kinase FAM20C-like. Gene Ontology annotation, biological process: protein phosphorylation. Lineage: Eukaryota; Metazoa; Echinodermata; Echinoidea; Temnopleuroida; Toxopneustidae. Gene Ontology annotation, cellular component: Golgi apparatus. The transcript has 9 exons. Bases 222 to 1643 code for a protein of 473 amino acids. The record is from RefSeq and is a predicted model, not a curated record. Gene Ontology annotation, molecular function: phosphotransferase activity, alcohol group as acceptor.
UCGAUCGAUCGCGAGCGGAGCUAAACCCAUUCAGAGGAAUUUACCAACUUUGCCCGCAAUGGAUAAUAAAGAACGAUACAGUGAAGAAAAGGGACAGUUACUUUGUUGAAAAAAGUUUGUAAGUCUUCCUUUGAAUUACCAAGAGAUGGAAUAAAGUGUAAACCUUCGUUGCUUUCUUAGCAGGCUUCUGAGUAGUGGAUGAAGACUCUACAAUAAUCAAAAUGAAAUUACGAUGGCGGUUUAUGUUUUGGGGAACAAUUUUCGUGUGUUGCACGACUUUGAUGACAAUAUUCGCAGUGCUCCGAGAGGUUGGACUUGGAGCCCCUGUUGCCGCAAGAGUGGAAAGUAUCCAUCGGAAUUUCAAGAAGACCUUAGAAAAUACCAGUAUUAUGGACGGAAUAAAUCUGCUAACCAGCAAAGAAAGAGCAGUUCCAGACCACCAGAAUGCUAGUACCUACGAUGCGUGGGUUGCAGGAAAAAGGAGAGAAAGGCCAAAUUGGGUGUCCAGUGGAUCCAAAGAUAAGAAAAAUGGAACACAACUGUUACCAUGGCAACAAUUUCAUGCAGAUAUCAACGAGAAUCAGAUGUAUAGCCGCAACGCUCCGUACAUGAAAGAUCUACUCGAGAGCCUGGCCACUACAGAGAUUGUAGAUGUGGGUUUGUUCCACGGUGGGAGUCAACUUAAGCUUCAUGUUAAAUUGGCUGAUGGGAAUUAUGCAAUGCUAAAACCAAUGAGAACUCCAAGGAGUCUAGUAUAUAACUAUGAUGAAGAACAGCCAUUUUGGUUAGAUAUUGAGAGACAUAACGCAGAAAUAGCUGCAUUUCAUCUGGACAGAAUACUAAAUUUCCGCAGAUCUCCUCCAUGUGCUGGGCGUGUUCUCAAUAUCACUGCUGAUAUAAAGAUGAAAACUAAAGACAAAGAUUUGUUAAAUUCCUUCUUUCGUGAUGGGGGAAACACGUGCUUUGAAGGGAAGUGUGCUCCAUGGUUUUGCAAUAAGGAUCAUCCUGUUUGUGGGCGGGGCGAGAUGCUGGAGGUCUCCCUUUGUGUCAUGAUACCAUUUUACCAUGGCAACGAGGAUCCCAUUUUCGAUAGACCCAACCCAUGGAGUCAUGGAAUCCGGGAGGCUCAAAUAUGGCAAGAACAAAAUAUUUGUGAAGAAAUCUUAAAAAAUUCAGCCAAUGCCGAGGGCCGGUUCCUGUUGGAUCUCGUGGAGCAAUCUAUUUUUGACUUUCUUAUGUUGAAUUACGAUAGGCACCAUUUUCACAUGCUCUAUAAGUAUGGUUCGAAAGGCUUUGUAGUUGCUCUUGAUAACGGGAAGGGUUUCGGAAACCCUUAUUUGGAUGACCUCAAUCUUCUCGGGCCUUUAGCCCAGUGCUGUAUAAUUCGUGAUUCCACUUUCAAAUAUCUCUUAAAAGUCAACGGAAGUCGAGAGAAGUUGAGUGACCACAUGAAGCACACGCUGGUCAAGGAUCUGAUUGAUCCGGUCAUCCACGAAACUCACUUGGAAGCCAUUGACCGUCGGCUGAUGAAGCUUCUGGAUUUGAUCGGUGAUUGCAUCAAUUUGUACGGUGAGAAGAGGGUCAUGGUCAAAGGGAAGCUUGACCUUCCAUUCCCGGAGGUAGAGGUCAAGAUGGACAUGUGAUGGAGGGUCGCUGGUUGACCCUUGUUUGUUUUUCAGACUGUAAGAGAUCAGUGACUAUAAGCAACACUCUGUGCCCUGUAACAAAAAAGGUUAGCGACUGAUCAUACUGUUGAUUUGUGCGACUGAUUGUAUAUAAUAAUCAAUUUAAUCAAGCAUAAUAUCAGCCCUAUGAUUAGGCACUAUGCUUUAUGUUAUGAACUCCAUUUUUCCGGCCAAAUAUCAUAAGUGACCUGAACAAUUGUGUAUUGUAGAUUUGUACCAAAUAAUAAGAAGAUAGAUGGACAAAAAUGUACAUGUUUAUAUGUAUCAAGUUGAACAAAUAAAUUUUCCUCAUUUUUUGUAUUAAAAAAAAAGGGAAUGUAAUAUUUUUAUAUUCUCUAUUCUCAUUUGUAAAGUGAAGGUGUGGAGGAAAGCAAGAAUUUAUAUGUUUGAUUGCCAAAGCUUGAAUGAAAAUAAUUUGAUUAAUAAUAAUAUGUUCCUUUAAAAGAACUUGCCCUUUUUUUUCCGUAUCCAGUUUAAAUUGAUUGAUAUAGUGUGUAUGUGUAUGUUACUUAGCAAUGAACUUUAUGUUGCGCUGAUAUUUUUUUCAUUGAUUUUGUAAGAUCAAUAUGUAUUCAAUGUAGAUCAGUAAGAUUGUGACAUGUAAAAUGUUAACAGCUACUUUCAAAAGAUAAGGCAUUACAUCAUUUGUGGUUUACUCUGUAUAUGCCAAGUAAUCAGUUCUAUGUGUUGAUGAAUGCCAUGUUGCCAAUACACCAGACCUGCCAACCUCUGGGAAUGAAAAACUGUAUUCUGUGAUAAAAAAACUGUAUUUUCCCCCAAAAAAGUUUAUUUCAUAAUAAAAUGCUUGGCGCACUCGCUCAUCGCGGUGCUCAAGCUGCAUGUAAGCUAAAAUGCGCACUGCUCUUGCAGAUUAAAAAAAAAACAUUAAAACAUGUGUAUAUCUUCACCCUGGUUUGAACAAAAUGAUUGAAAAAAAAAAACAAGUUACCUGAAAUUACAUUGAUCGUAUAACCAUAUUUGUUCACGUUUUAUGAAAUAGAGACAUAUAGAGAUUAUUUUUCUCAAUAAAUUACGAUUUUUACAAAAAACGUAUUUUUCAAAGAAAAAACGUACUGCCGUAUUUUGGUUGCAAAAACGUACUAAAUACGGCUAAAACGUACUGGUUGGCAGGUCUGAUACACUGCAACUAUUUGUUUAUCGGGACAUACAUGUAUUCAAUAGUUCCUAUUGAAACGUUUUUCAGAAAUGCAAUGACACUAAAUGAUGCAUACUGCUUUAGAAGUUCAAGUCCACCCUUUGUUAAAAGAAGAUUCUAUUUAAUAGAAAAAAUAACAAAGUUUAAAUGCAACUAUGCACUUUUGUUAAAAGAAGAUUUUAUUUAAUAGAAAAAAGAAGGUUUAAUUUCAACAAUGCACUAAUCAUGUUUUUAUGAUUAUACUAAAAGCUAGAUGUCACAUGUAUGAAAAGUAAACUUUAAGGCAGAACUUUUGAAAAUUCACUACUUCAUAAUGUCAUUAUUAAUUCUGUAGUGUCAAUGAUGAAAUAAUUUUACUGUAAAUUCUUAUUCAAUCUUAUUAUGUGCAAUGAUGGUGUGUUUCACAAAUUGUAUUCAUUAUGAACAUUAAAAUUGAAACUAUUAGUAUUGUGCAAUAUCCAAUAAGGUAGGCCUAAGUUAUUUGAACGAUACUGUAAUUUGAUUUGUAUUUACAAUUGCAAUUCAAAUGGUAUCGUUUUAUUUUUUGAUAUGCCAACAAUGUUAAUAUUGAUUUUGCCAUUGUUUGGUGCAUAUGUGUAUCUUUGUAUUGACAAAAUGAUAUGCUUUAUUCAUAAAUGCCAAUCAUGCCUUGCAUAAGCUUUUCCUUCUUGACAUUUAUGUCACACAUGAUUGUUAAAAAUGGAUCCCAGUUUUUUUUUAACAAAAAAAUGUAUAAGAUGCAGUAUAGAUACAGUAUAUCUUUUGCAAGGAGACAACAAACUGGAACAAUCUAAAAAGUGUAAUGAAAAUGAAAUUUGUAUGCAUGAAGUAAUCUGUCCAGAAUUGCACAAACUGCUGACAUCAUUCACUAUGAUCAAUGAUAUAAUGAUGACAUCAUUAGGACAUCAUAUGGCUUGAGUCAGAACACCAGGGCUCCGUAACACAAAGAUUAGCGAUCAAUCGCUAAAUGAACUGACCAAUCAAGAUCAAUGUUACAGGCGCAUUUGGUUUAAAAUACUGACCAGUGACUAAUCAGUGUGGUUCUUUCAUAUUUGCAAUCCAUCGCAAACGUUUGUGUUACGGAGCCCUGAGUAGGUUUUACUGAACAUCUUUAUAUUAUCCAGAUGACUUUCACAUGUUAGUGUCUUAGUAACUAAUGAGUGUCCAUCUCUUUGUAGGUCCAAGAUUAUACUAAAUCCAAGUGUCUUGUUUCAUUAUUGUGAACUAAACAUUAUUGAGAUAGUAAAAAUAAAAUAGAACUCUUCCUGUGAAUAAAUUGCUUGACCUAUGACAACAAAUUACCUGUCGAUUUUCAUUUUCAAUUUUGUCAAAUUUGUUAUUCCAAAAUAUUUGUAUAUUUGUUUGAUGGUGUUUUAUAUACCUUUUUUCAAAGUUUUAAUAAUAAUAAUUCUAACAUUUAUAAUGUAUUUAAGUGUCAUUGUCUGUAAGUGCACAAAAUUAUGUCUUCUGUCUACUACAGUAAGUAAUAACCGACGUCCUUUCAUUAUGUGAUUCUGAGUUAUGUUUUCUAUGUUCUGUAUUGCCUUUUAAGUUGUUUAUUUUGAUUUGUAUAUUACUGUACCCUAUGUGCUUGCAGUGAUUUUAUGUAUAAUUUUUAUUUGUAUUUGUUGAAUAUGACAAGUCCUUUAUCAUUCUAGUUAGGUGCUUAAUGAGUUGCUGGUAAUCGUCUCACUAAAGAUUAAUAUAUCAGACCAAUUGUUGUUGCAUUAGUACUACUUGAUUUUUUUCCUCUCAAUUAAAGAAUUAAUAUAUUUUGCAGCAACUUAUGUAUAAAUCGUGAUAAAUCAUGGAACAAAAUAACCAAUUUUAUGGUUUAUACAUCUUUGGGUAUUAAAAUAUCUCUAAAGGAAUUCUUGAAAAAUUAAGCAGAGUAAAUUACUAGUUUUGUCCAAUAGUAACUAAUAAUAGUUAUCAAUGUUACACAUCAACAUGUAAAGUUUUAUACGAGAGGUUUAAUGAAAUGUAUUACUUGCUACAUGUAUGUUUAAAGUAGUGCAAUAUUAUUUAUCAUUAUUUUACUUUUUGCAAUCACUCGUUUUCUUGCCUCGUGAAAAGCAUUGGUCUAUCAUGCAAUAUGUAUUCACUUUUCUAUUGAGAACUGUACACUUAAAUUGCUUCCUAUACUAGUGCCUUUAUCCAGUAUGUCUGAAGCCUGCUUUGAUUAGCACUUGAAAUAUAUCAAAUGUUCCCCUUGUGUUUGCUGAACAUUGUGAUUCAAUGUUCACUUACAAAUUAUUGCAGUGUUGUAUAAAAUGGUUUGUAAAGUUAUUAUUGAGAAUAAUGUGCAAUAAAAUGCUUGCUACAUGUAUGAUUUUGCCUAUUUCAAUAUGGCUGAAGUCUGCUUUGAUUAAAAUUUGAAAUAUAUCCAA